Messenger RNA from Mercenaria mercenaria, 534 nucleotides. RefSeq names its product histone-lysine N-methyltransferase, H3 lysine-79 specific-like. The record is from RefSeq and is a predicted model, not a curated record. The transcript is spliced from 2 exons. Bases 1 to 534 code for a protein of 177 amino acids. NCBI's taxonomy places the organism in Eukaryota, Metazoa, Mollusca, Bivalvia, Venerida, Veneridae.
AUGGACUACAAUAAAUGGGUAGCGAUGGGUGAACGAAUGGGUUUCUCAGGUACAGAGCUGAGCGAUUAUGUGGAUAGAAAAGAAAAGGAUUACACUGAGCGUGAGGAGCGUAUGCUAAGACGACAUGAGGAAAGACGGCGUUAUGAUGAUGAACAGCGUAGGUUUGUGGCUCAAGAAGCCGAGAAGAAGCGACUAUUUGAGCUUGAACAGGCUGAGAAGAAAAGGUUAUUUGAGUUGGAACGUUUGGAAAAAGAACGAGCUUUGAAGGAACAGGAGUUGGAGAUGCUUAAAAUAAAGGCUGACGCCGGAGCUUUGGGAACGGAUAAAGGUGCUGAGCACUUGAGCAGUAAAACAUUGCGGCCAAGGCUGCCGAAAUUCGAAGAAAGAGAAGUUGAAGCCAUGGUGUUGACAACUUUGAUCUGCGACUUAGUUAUAGGAAAUAUAAAAGGGGCUUCUGAUAGACCAGACAUUAACUGGAGUAGUAGGGAUGGAGAACAGUCUCCAUCAAAAGAAACAUUGUUGCAGCUGUGGUAA